Cladophialophora bantiana CBS 173.52 is the source of this 597-nucleotide messenger RNA. RefSeq lists its product as uncharacterized. The transcript has a single exon. The record is from RefSeq and is a predicted model, not a curated record. The coding region runs from base 1 to 597 and encodes 198 amino acids. Lineage: Eukaryota; Fungi; Ascomycota; Eurotiomycetes; Chaetothyriales; Herpotrichiellaceae.
AUGUUGGUCCACAACGCUGUCUUGGCUGAAGAGAUUUAUGCCCUCAACGCCAUCUACGGUGAAGGCCUCAUAGUUGCGACCUUUUCCGACGCCCACCACACCACAGUUUCCAUCAGACUUCCCGCAUUUAGCUAUUCCUUCCUGCUUCGUGUCCUCGGCGACUAUCCUCGCUCGCCUCCGCAUGUCCUGGGAGUCGACAACCUCGUGGAGAGCACGAAGCAAGAAGUCCGGCAGAAUAUCGUCUACUUGGGAGCCUGCGUCCGGGCUGUCCAUCACCCGGAAAAUGUCUGUCUGUAUGACGCCAUCGAGGAAUUCAAGGUCGUGCAUAAAGCUUUGCAAGCGCAUAACCGUCAACCCGAAGAUGCAGAUGAGGCCUCCCAGCUCAAAAGCGCACGGAGAAGCACCAUUCUGAGAGACUUGGCCAUUCGAGCCAGCGCAAAACAGAUCGAUCCAGGAAACCAAGAAAGUGCCGCUGAGCAUUCACCGUUCGAUAUAGUCGGCUGUGCGGUCUGCAUGGAACCGUUCUUCAGAGUCGACGUGGUAGACUUGAAAUGUCGCCAUUCAUUCUGUCUGGAAUGCCUUCACGGCAAGUUUUGA